Messenger RNA from Cajanus cajan (pigeon pea), 2187 nucleotides. RefSeq lists its product as uncharacterized. Gene Ontology annotation, molecular function: DNA-binding transcription factor activity, RNA polymerase II-specific; RNA polymerase II cis-regulatory region sequence-specific DNA binding. The record is from RefSeq and is a predicted model, not a curated record. Gene Ontology annotation, biological process: regulation of DNA-templated transcription. Gene Ontology annotation, cellular component: nucleus. Lineage: Eukaryota; Viridiplantae; Streptophyta; Magnoliopsida; Fabales; Fabaceae.
GAUAGAAAUAAAGAUCGUAGAAAGACGUGAAGGUACAGGUGAGGAGAUUGAUGAUUUUAACUUUGUUUGUUGGCUUUGAAUUCAUAUAAUUUCCGUUCCCUUUGAAAAAAGCAAAAGGGGUGCCACAAAGAGACAAAGAGAUUGUGGUGGUUUUUUCAGCCCAGAGCCCGAGAGCGUGUGUGUGUGUGUGCAGAGAUAUAGCAGAAGAAGAGCAACCCCAAACACCACGCAUUAGUGACAACCCACACGAGCGGUUCUCGAACUGCAUGCACUGCACUGCACUGCACACACACAUCAUGGACUUUUCCUAGAGAGAGAAACCCCAAAAAACUCUUUCUUUAUUGCGCUAUCAGUCUCAAAAUAAGGACCCCCUGAUCUCAUUUCUUUCUUCACACACCAUGCUGAGAGUGAGAGAGAAUCCUGUGGCCUCAACUUUUUCCCUUCUCUCUCUUUUGUGUUUCAAACUUCUUUAAAUCCUUUCUCUUUCUCCUCCUCUCACUUAUCAGAUCAUGCACUAGUUACUCUUUUUUUUUUUUGUGUUUUUUUUCCUAUGCUUCUGGCAUUGAGUUAGUUCCUAGGGGGGGAAAGGAACCUGUUUUGUGAACCCUUUUGGCUGUUUUUGCUUUUGCUUUUUUGUUUUUUUUUUUGUCUUCAUGGCUUCGCAUCACUUCAGCAAUGUUGGUGAAGUUUUCAGUGGGAACAUGGGUUUCUUCCCUUCCUCUCUUUUUGUGGGUUCCUCCCAAGGUCAUCCUUUGUCUAUGGGGCCAAAGGCUGAGAUGGGUCUUCAGAUUUUGAGCCCCUCAGUGUUUCAACAUCCCCAGGAGAGCAUGGGGACAAGGAGAGUGAUCAGUGAUGAGGGUGUUGAGAACAAGAACUUGUGUUUGAAGCUUGGAGAGGAAGUGGAAGAAGUUAAGGGCUCUGCCUCAGGGAAAAAUGGCUACACCAAGCUUUGUGCUAGAGGACACUGGAGGCCUGCUGAGGAUGAAAAACUUAAGGACCUUGUUGCUCAAUAUGGCCCUCAAAAUUGGAACUUGAUUGCUGAGCAUCUAGAAGGAAGAUCAGGGAAAAGUUGCAGAUUGAGGUGGUUUAAUCAGCUAGAUCCUAGGAUCAACAGAAGGUCUUUUUCUGAGGAGGAAGAGGAGAGGCUUUUGGCUGCUCAUAAAAUGUAUGGCAACAAAUGGGCCAUGAUUGCUAGACUCUUUCCUGGAAGGACAGAUAAUGCUGUGAAGAAUCAUUGGCAUGUGAUCAUGGCCAGGAGGCAGAGGGAGCAGUCUAGUAAUGUGUACAGAAGGAGAAAACCCACUAUUAGUGAAGCCCUUCCAAAGGGUAAUUUGAAUUUGACUCUCUCUAACAAUGCAGCCAGUGAGUCAACCAUCUCAAGUACCAUUGAUGAAUCUGCCUCAACUUGCACUAACCCCUCCCUCACUCCCUCUUCAGCCAAACUAACUCCUUUUGGCCUCUUUGAUCAACUGGGACCAGCUCAGAAUCACCAACCCUUUGGAUCAUUAAUGGGACAAUCUAGAGAAGGUGGGGAUGUGAGUUUUAACAAAUUUUUUGGUGCUUGGAAAGGUGAAGCUGUGGGAAAGGUGAUGGGUGUGGACCAGUCCAAUUUUUCAGAUGCAAACUCAGAAGUAUCAGUAUCUGAGUCAGUUGCGACCUAUAGGUCCAAUCUUUCAAUUUCUGAGGAGAGUGAAACUGUGGGUGAUAAGAUUAACAUGCCAUUCAUUGAUUUUCUUGGAGUAGGGGCUACUUAGCUGAAUUGCUGAUAAAAUCUUCACUGAAUGAAACGAAAAGGCUGAACUGAGGUGAGGGGUUAGGAAAGGGAGAGUGUUGGUGGAUGGAAAAAAAGGGUUUGCUGUAUGUAGUGCAUUCCCUUGUGUACAGUUGGUUCCAUAAAAGGCAAAAAGUAAAAGGGAGAAUAAAUAGAGGGAAGAAGAAAAAAAAAAUGAAAAAAAAGAGAGACAUAAGUAGGUAGAGAGGGUCUCUUAUGAGAGUAGUUAUGAGAUUCAAAAAAAGUAUAAUAAUAUUCAAACCCUUGGUUUUGGACUGUUCCUGCAACAGCAGAAGCAGGGCCUUGUUAUGUUAUCAUCCUGUGCUACUUUUGGCACUUUGUUAAUCAGAAGCCAAAGUUUCAUGACUUGGAAUCCUCUUUCCAUCAAUUAACCCACCUCUUUUGAAUUUGCUGCA